UGUUAUUGUGUCAUCGAUUUUUUUUCAUUUUAAUCUUUAAAGAAAAAAAUUCUCACCAUUCAUCUAUAUAUACUUGUUUAUCACGAAUAGUUGUGGGUGUAUUUGGAAUUUACUAUUCGACAAUACACAAAUUGUUCUAAUGUCGCAAUAACAAUCACGAUAAUCAUACAACGACAAUCAUCAUCAUCAUCAUACGGAAAUUGUUGUUGUCGUUGUUGUCGUAAUUAUCUUUGACAAAGCCCCCCCCCAGUAGUGUGUAACAAAAAUUAGCCACCAAGCCAUGUAGCAGAAUGAGUUAUAAUAACAGCAACAACAGCAGUAAUAUUUCGAAUACGGGUGGCUGUACAGGAUUCAUUGCACAUUCAAUUAAUCCGACAAGAUGUCGAAAAUGUUACAAAGAUAUCAGCGAACAUCGUCAACAACAACAACAACAACAUGAUUCAACUGGCUUACAGCCAUCAUCAUCAGAAAAUCAACGAUUCCGUACACCACAACGUAGUUCAUCAUUAAAAUUGGAUUCAUCAUCUGAUCAUUCACAAUCGGUUUCAUUUACAUUGAAACCGAAAUGUGUAAAAUUUUCCGAUACAAAAAACGAUGCUAAUAAUGGCAAUGAAAAUGAUGAUCGUAAAAAAACCAUCACCAAUGAUAAUGAAAAUGAUGAUGAUCCGAUCGAUGUGGCAUUUACCGUUUGUGUUAAGAAACCAACCAAAACGUUAUCAUCAUCAUCAUCAUCGUCAUCGACGGCUGAAAAUUUCAACAAAAAUGAACAUGAUUAUCAAAGUCGUAUACAAGAAUUGAGUAAAGAAUUAACCAAAUCAAAGGAAAAAAUUGUUCUACUUGAAAGUAAAAAUAAAGAAUUUGAAAACAUGCGCAAAACUUUUGCCAAAACAGCAGAAAGUGGCCAAGAAUCGAUUAAACAGAAUUUUGAUGAAAUGGCUAAACUAAAACAACGUGUUGUCGAUAUGGAAAAUGAAAUUAAAACAUUGAAAAAUGAAAAGAAAACAUUGGAAGAUAGAAUGAAACGAACCAAUAGCAAUAACGAUUCUGUGAAUGAAUUACGAAAUAAACUUAUACAAUCGGAAAAAAUAAUCGCACAACUUACGCAAGAAAAUGAAGACAUAAAAAAAGAUGUCAAAGAAUUGGAAGUAGAAUUUCAAGAAUUACAUGACAAUUUUCGUGAAGAUCAAUCAUCUGAAUUUCGUGUGAUAAAACAUGAACUAGAAACAAUGUCAAAAAAUUGUCGUGUUCUGCAAUUUAAAUUGAAAAAAGCCGAACGAACUGUCGAACAAUUAGAUAAUGAAAAAUUGGACAUGCAAAAACAAUUGCAUGAUCUUUAUGAAACAGCUCAGAUGGAUGUGGAUAAACGUAAAAUGAAAGAAUUGGAAAAUGAACUAUCUAUUGCUAAAGAAGUAUCGUUAAAAUUACAUGCCGAAAUUGAACAGCUCAAAGAAGAACGGCUACUCGAUAUGGAACAAUUGCAACAAUUACAAGAACAGCAACGAAAUAAAAAUAAAUUGACAACAACAACAACAAAUGAUAGUGGCCGUAAACCAUUUGGUAAAUUAUCACCAUCACCAUCGUUUGAUCAAAGCACAAAAGAUUAUGAACAAGUUGUUCGUGAUCUAUACGAUACAAUGGAACGUGAAAAAGAUCUACAAGAACAGCUUAAAUUUUCUGAAGAAGAAACACGUACGACAAGAAAAAAAUUGUCAACAAUGGAACAGGAGAAUGAAAUUCUAAUGUUACAAAUACGGAAAAUGACUUUGAAAAAUAAUCAAACUAAAGAUGAUGAUGAAAGUGAAAGUGAUGAAUUGAAUCCUGAAGAAAUGAAACUUCAUCUUGAAUUAUAUGAACAAGAAAUGAUUGUCUUGAGGCGAAAAACCGAUGAACUGGAACAGGAGAAUGAAAAUUUUCAACAAGAAAUUAAAUAUCUACAAGAUAAAUUAGUAUCACAACCAAUAACGAAAAUGGAAAUACCAGAAAUACCGGCCGGAUCACCAGUAAAUGUUAUUUAUGAUCAUAAGAUUAAAAUACUUGAAACUGAAGCACGUGAAUUACGAAAAAAAUUAGUGGAUAAAGAAAAAGAAAAUGAAAGUCUUCGUACCGAAGUUGAACUACAUAGACGACGAACAUCGAAAGUGAUUAAUCGUAGCCGUAGUUUAGAUUCUGAAGGACAAUCAUUGGAUAUGAAAAAACAAUUACAACUAUUCGAACAAGAAGCAAACAUUUUGCGACAAAAAAUGAUCGCAUUAGAGAAUGAAAAUGAGAAACUAUUGAAUGAAAAUAAACGGCUACAAUUACGUAUUAGUAAAAAACCUCCACCGGGACCUGCCGAUCAAUUGCAAAUGGAAAACAUUGAAUUAAAAGACAAAAUACGUGAACUGGAACGUAAAUGUGAUUCAUUGAAAACUGAUCUAAUGAAUACAAAAUUGAAUACAGAGACAACUGAAACUGAAACGGAUUUUAUUGCCAAUCUAAAAAAACAAUUGCGACAGAAAGAGAACGAUCUGUCCAAUCAGCAAUCCAAAUUGGCAAAGAUGGAUAUCGAAAUGGCCAAAAUCAAUCGUGAAUAUAAAAAACUUAAAGACUCUUUAAAUCCAAGACGAAGAGUAAAUCGUGUGAUACGAGAAACAGCUACACGUUUGGAAUUGAAAGAAAUAAUCAAAGAAAUGGAAGAAGAACUAGAACAUUUACAGACGAAUAUACGUGGUAAAGAUGCGUUCAUUGAGAAUCUGGCCGAAGAGGUGUCCGAAUUAAAACGAUCAAUACAGGAAUCAGAACAGCAACAAAAAUCUGGUAACAACAUGAAUGGUGUUAAAAAUUCUCAACAACAUGAAACAAGUCAAGUGAAUGAUUUGAAAAAACGAUUGGAAGAGGAACAACAUCGUACAAAAAGUUUGCAAGAGAAAUUAGACAAAUUGGUACAAACAACAUCAAUAGCCAAUAGUAUUAGUCAUAAUAAAAACAAUGGCAAUGAAAAUGAACAUAAAAUCAAAGAUCUAGAAGCCAAUAUACAACGAUAUAAAACUAAUGCUGAUGAUUUGAAUAAUAAAUUAUCGGAAUUUAUUCAAAAUAACAAACAAUUGAAUGAUGAUAAUGGUAAACUACGACAACAACUAGAACAAUUCAAUGAACAGAUCGAUGUAUUGACAAAUAAAUUAAAAGCAAGUGAAAAAUUUGAAAAAGAAUUGAACAACAAACUUGAUGAAAUGAAAAAAGAAUUGGAACGUGUACGGAAUUUGAACAGCCAGCUUAUAAUAAAUGAUGUCGAUUCUAAUACAAAAACUAAAACAGCCACUAUUGGUAGUGGUGAUAAUCGAUCCAUUACCUUGCAAAAAGAAUGCAAUGAACUUAAACGAAGAUUGGACGAAUCUCGUAUGACCAUUAAUGAAUUACAGACACAAAUUGAUAGACAACGGAAUGAAUUCAAAGGAAAAGAGGCCAAAAUUCGUGAUGAAUUUAAUCAAAAAAUAGAAAUAACAUCAAAAAAUGUACGAAAAGAAGUACACUUUGAAUUACAAUCAUUACGAGAAGAAUCGACCAAUUAUAAGAAUCGUUCAACAGAAUUGGCAACAAAAUUAGAAAAGUCUGAAAAAGAAGUAAAAGAAUUGAAUGAAAAACUUAAAUCCAAUAAUGUUCAGGUGAGAAAAGAACAGAAUGAAUUGAUGGAAAAGAUUCAAGGAUUAGAGAAUCAAUUGAAAAGUGAACAACGAAAACGUGAACGAUUGGAGAAAGAGAUUGAAAAUGUUGGCCGUGGCCGUGAAGAGGAAUUAUUACGAUCACAAGAAAGAAUUGUUCAAUUGGAGCGUGAAAUCCGUCGUCAGCAGGCCAAACUUGAUGAUGUUGAAUAUGAUUAUACGAAUCGUAUCAAUUCAAGUGAAAAAGAAUUGAACAAAAUCAAACAAGAUUAUGAUGAUUUGACGAAUAAAUAUGAAAUGCUUGAAAAAGAUUUUGUUGAUUUGAAAUCCCGAGCUGUGGCCGAAAAAGGAACUCUUGUCGAAGCUGUUGAGUCAUUAAAAAAAAGCUAUGAAGAAAAAUUGAAUGAAAUAAAAUCAUUGAAAGAAACAUCGAUGAGUCAACGAAAAGAAUGGUAUAAAGAAAAAUUGACCCUACAAGAACGUGUUGCCGAUCUGGAAUCAAAACUCAAUAAAGCUAAUUUGAUUGAAGAGGAACGUAACCGACUUAAAAUGUUGAUGACGGAAAAAGAAAAUCUUCUAAAUUCAUAUCGUAAAGAGGAACGUGUUCAUAAUGAAGAACGUGAACGUAAUCGUAUCAAAAUGGAUGCACUACAAACAAGAAUUGCUGAACUUGAACGAGUGGAACGGAAUACUAGAUUUAUGAGUAUUACUGGUCGUGCACAAGUCGAUAAAGAGUUACAAGACUAUCGUAUACGAUUAGAACAUUCAGAAACAUCACAUAAAGGCGAAUUGGCUGCAUUACAUGCCGAAUAUGAAGGUCGUAUGAGAUUAUUGGGCGAAGAAGUUGAACAUUUACAACAACAAAUGGUGCAUUUAGCACAGGAACGUGAUAGAUAUCGUGAAUCAUUGGAAAAAUCUAACAAAGACCAGGGAACAUUUAAGGGCACUUUUCGAAAUGAAAUUGAAGAUCUUCAUUCACAAUUACGUAUCGUUCGAACCGAUUUGGAGGGAGCAUUGUUGGAAAAUCGUAAUCUAAAAAUUCAACAUGGUACAGAAAAAAGUACAUGGCAAAUACAGUUGGCCGAAUAUAAAACACAGAUCAAUCAAUUAGAGGAAAGGAUUUUAUUAGAGACACGAGGCUCAACUAGAAAUUAUGCUCGUACAAAAAUGGAAUUAGCAUGGGAAAAGGAACGACAAGAAAACUUGCGGUUAUUGCAGGAUACGCAAAAAUUCAUUCAAGAAUUACGUGAUAAAUUGAUGGGUAUUGAAAGUCUUCGUGAAAAAGAACGUGAAGAAGCACGUCGACAGUUGUUAGAAUUGAAGACAAACAUGGAUAAAGAACAUGUUGAAACUCAGCAAAAAAUUGCCGAACUUCAAUUUGAUUUGUUAGCAUUGAAAGAAGUGCACGCAAGACUAAAAUCCCAAAAUGAACGCUAUAAACGAGAACGUGGAAUGUUCGAAAAAGCUAAAAUAGAUUUUAUUGACAUUGAAAUGGCUGAAUUGCGUAAAAUAGUUGAUUCGAUAACACAGAAAUCAUCGACGACUGCCAAUUUAUCAAUGAAAACUGUUCGUUCAACUACCCAACAAACUACAUUAAAUAAUAACAAACAAGAAGAGAUUGUUGAAACUAUCAAUCAACUCAAGGAACGGUUACAUUCUAGAUAUAAUGAAAUCAUGCAGGAAGCACGAGCCGCAUCACAAAUUAGUGUCUCAUCAAAUCUAAAUGGCCGUUAUACUGGCGGUUCAAGUACAUCAUUAGCAUCGGCAACAAAUCUACCACCACCAAGUCAUAUAAAGCGUGCACCGCCUCGACUUAAAAUGGUCAAGAAAUCAUUAUCGUUGGAUCAACAGCUUCGUGGUGCUUCACAAGAACGAAUCUGGGAUUCAGAUCAUUCAUUGAACAGUACACCAAAUUCAUCGAUUAGUAAUCUUCGUAGUCGUUAUGCAUAUGGUGGUGGCUAUGAAUCCGAUUCAUCUGGAUCAGGAUUUUUUGCUCCAUCCAAUACAUUGCUUCGUUUGAGGCCAGGAUUCACAAAAGAUUCAUCAUUCGCUGGUGGAAGUGAUUCAGAUACCAGUGCUAUUUCAGCAGCUGAACCAAAAAAAUCUCUUAAAGAAAGAUUUAAAAUUCGAAAAUCAACAAAAUCAUCUGAUGAUGAAGCGUUAAAACAGAAUCUCACAUUGCAAGGAUUUGAAAAAAGUCCAAUUGAAUUGGCUAAACAACGUGAAAAGAAAGAAAGUCUUCGAUAUAAAAUAUCUAAAACAUUGUCCAAAACAUUCUCUCGUAGUGCAUCCGUAUUAUCGGAAACACCGGAAAUACAAUCUUCGAAACAACAACAACAACAACAACAAUCAACUAGUAGGACUAAAUCACCGACAAGAUCAAAAUCACCUGAAGUAAAAAAGCUCUAUCAAGAAUCUAGUCCUAUGGUCAUUCCUGGUAUAGCCCAAUUGAAACAGAAACCAAUGCAUUCAAAUCUGGCCAUACCACCAUCAAAACGUUCACCACCGCCGAAAAUAAAAAUCUAUCGUACCGAAACAAAUGUAUGAAAAACAAAACAAAAAAAAAAAUCUUCCCAUCCAAUUCCUAAGCAUCAUCUGUAAUAAUUUUAUCAUUUCUAUUCUGGAACAUUAUCAUCAUCAUCAUCAUCAUCAUCAUUAUGUAGUGUGUUUUUAUUCAGAUAAAAAAAAGGAUAUUUUUUAAAAUUUUUAAAUUCUGAAACUAAUCAAAAGAUGGCUGUCGGUUUUUGUACAAUUCUUUUCAUCAAGAUGCAAUGUUUAUAUGUAGGCCAUAACAUUGUAUCUAAAAUCAAGCAAUCAAAUCAAAAUUAUUAUUGACAAUUAUAUGUAUAUCAAAAUAUGACUUAAAUGAAUGAAUAUAAAACUGAUUUUUAUUCUUUAUG
Messenger RNA from Dermatophagoides farinae (American house dust mite), 6538 nucleotides. RefSeq lists its product as uncharacterized. The record is from RefSeq and is a predicted model, not a curated record. NCBI's taxonomy places the organism in Eukaryota, Metazoa, Arthropoda, Arachnida, Sarcoptiformes, Pyroglyphidae.